GUAAAAUAUUAUUCUUAUUUUUUUGUUAUGACACAAUAUAAAAUAAAUAGUAUUAACUGCAGUUUAACAAACAACAAAAAAAUGUACCUUAUCUUCCAAGCAUUCAUUCACUCCAUCCAAAUCUCUGUACCUUAUUGCUAGUAAUCAGCUGGCAAAUGUGCAUUUUAUGGCAACCCCACUUGCAAUUAAAUUGCCCCAUUUUUCCAUACCUCAAAUCAACAACACUCCCAUAACAAAAACCGAUGCCCAGUUGAUUCUUGAUCCGUUCCAAUUUCAUUACCAGACCCCCGCAAAAACUUUUACAGUGUUUGGUUCUUUAUACCAAAUGAUUUCUUGUUCUUUUGGGUAAUCCUGAAGAGGGUCACGUGAUUUUUCACGAAAUAUUGCGUUCCUUAUCCUGAUUGAGGCUGCGGGCCCUGCAGAUUUUGUCUGAGUAAUUUGCAAAUAGUUUGAAAUAAAGUUCGGUGAGUGGAAUUUGAGAUCUGGGUUUUGUGUCGGUGAUCAAUGGGGAGCUCAGAUGAGAGAGUUGUGGCUGUGAUCAUGGUGGGUGGGCCCACUAAAGGGACCAGAUUCAGACCGUUAUCGCUUAACAUCCCGAAGCCACUUUUCCCUUUGGCUGGACAGGCUAUGGUUAAUCAUCCAAUAUCUGCCUGUAAACGGAUUCCAAAUCUAGUACAGAUUUACCUUAUUGGUUUCUAUGAGGAGCGUGAAUUCGCAUUGUUUGUAUCCUCGAUAUCAAAUGAGCUCAGAGUUCCUGUCAGGUACUUGAGAGAGGAUAAGCCGCAUGGUUCGGCUGGUGGACUUUAUAAUUUCAGGGAUCUAAUCAUGGAAGACAACCCAUCACACAUUUUUCUGCUGAAUUGUGAUGUUUGUUGCAGUUUUCCACUGCCUAAGAUGUUAGCUGCAUUAAGACGUGUAUCCAGCUUUGAGGCUCUUCAACCAGCAGACAGGAGUCUCCCGACAGAUUUUGUUCGACUGGAUCAAGAUAUUCUGUCGCCACUUGCCGGAAAAAAGCAGUUAUAUGUGUAUCAAACUUUGGAUUUUUGGGAACAAAUCAAAACUCCUGGAAUGUCCUUGAAAUGUUCUGGAUUAUAUCUUGCCCAAUUUAGGGUAACUUCACCUCAGCUCUUAGCAAGUGGAGAUGGUACAAAAAAAGCUAUAAUUUCUGGCGAUGUUUAUAUUCAUCCAUCGGCUAAAGUGCACCAAACUGCAAAGAUUGGUCCGAAUGUUUCGAUAUCUGCUAAUGCUCGGAUAGGAGCUGGUGUGAGGCUUGUGAACUGCAUUAUUCUUGAUGAUGUUGAAAUCAAGGAAAAUGCUGUCGUGAUUCAUUCAAUUGUUGGAUGGAAAUCUGUCAUUGGAAGGUGGUCAAGAGUCCAGGCCUCAGGAGACCACAACGCGAAGCUUGGGGUUACGAUUCUUGGUGAAUCAGUGACAGUUGAGGAUGAAGUUGUAGUGAUCAACAGCAUUGUCCUGCCAAACAAGACUCUGAAUGUUAGUGUUCAAGAAGAAAUUAUACUCUAGACAAUGUGUACUAUGGACAACUAUAAUUUUCUGAUGCAUUGUUCCAUUUUAAGUUUCUUUUAUACAUAUUUGGUAUCCGGGGACAGCGUGUAAAUGACUUAUUUCAUUUUUGAAUAAAAAGAUUUUGAUAUAGAAACA
Molecule: messenger RNA, 1659 nt
Organism: Striga asiatica
Lineage: Eukaryota; Viridiplantae; Streptophyta; Magnoliopsida; Lamiales; Orobanchaceae
Source: the annotation of a GenBank genome assembly